AUGGGCGGGCCCGGCGCAGACGUCGCCGCUGCGCGCGCGCUUCGGCCUCCGCGCCGCCGCCGCACGUGCCCGCCGCCGCGCGGCGAGCGGAAGCCCGACGUCCUCGACAGGCACCCGCGAGGACGACGGAUGGGCAGCUCCGCGCUGGAGACGCUGGGCGACCAGAGGGCGAUGGCGAUCGCCGACAGCGACGAGUGGGCAACCCUGCUGCUCGGUGCGCUGUUCGUCCCGGCGGACGAGCUCCGCGCCAUCCUGGGGGACGCUAGGGACACGGACCAUGAGACCAUGCAGCUCCGCAAGGACGUCUUGAUGUCCGUCCUGCCACAGCAGCCGGCGGUGGCGUGCCGCCCUGGAGGGAACGGCAGCCGGGCCUUUCAGCCCAGGUCCCGCCACGCUGCGAGCCCAGAGCGCGCGCGGCCGCGCACGAACACCUAG
Messenger RNA from Prorocentrum cordatum, 435 nucleotides. The record is from the annotation of a GenBank genome assembly. NCBI's taxonomy places the organism in Eukaryota, Dinophyceae, Prorocentrales, Prorocentraceae.